Echinostoma caproni is the source of this 1149-nucleotide messenger RNA. The record is from the annotation of a GenBank genome assembly. NCBI's taxonomy places the organism in Eukaryota, Metazoa, Platyhelminthes, Trematoda, Plagiorchiida, Echinostomatidae.
CAUGAUCUAGAGCCUCGUUCGGAAACGAGUCAAAUAGUUAAAACAAAUGACUCGGAGAAGUCCACUGCCUCACUACCUCGUGUAGCGGAACACUCACCCGAUGUGCCGGUUGUCAGCGUUGAAUCAGUUCCAGUCAGUGGGGUCGUACAAUCUGGGGUUCUCCGCGCAAGCCCUGACACCCUUCAUUCCGACACUAUUCAGAUCCAGACACCGGAAGUCAAAUUGGAACCAGUUGGAAGAAACUCGCUUUAUCAGGUUGCGAUGUAUGAAGCACGCAAACACGAGCUGAAUGCCAUUCAAACAGAUUUGCGAGCUCGUAUUCGAUCAGAACAGGCGGAAAUUCGGCAAAUUCAGUUAGGUGCCGAUGCGAUUACUUGCUACCAGGUGUUCAAAAAUAAUACGAUCAAAAUAUUUUCCAGACCAUAUUUGAGUCUCUGCAGCCGUGUACGUCGGUUAUACGAAGCACAAUUCGCCCCGGUCGAUCGUUGCUUGACUCCCGGUGCUCCCAUCACCACCCGAAACUCUCUCGAUCAAUCCUGUGUGUGGCUUGCUCGAUCGUGGACCAGAAUCGCAGACCUGUUGAACUCCGACGCCGGUCACCUGACGGAUGAACGUGAAGUCUGUCUGAUAGGUGAUGAUGAUUCUGACGAAUCGGAUGGCGCAUCUUCGUCAUCAUUAUCAUCGUCGGGUCAAUCCAGCGCAGCGCCCAGAUCGCGGCAACGAACCCAUGUCCCGCGGCCGAAUUCUGGUCGAUCACAAAAUCAUACCCCUGUAUCCUAUGUUCGUCUGGUCGAUCACGAUGAUGAUCGCGAGGGAAAUCACGAUGAUGAGGGAAAUAUAAAACAACCUGUUGUGCGUGAGAGUGAUGAGCAGAAAGACGCCACUGAUCGAUCAGGCACUGCAUCAUUCGCAAAGGUCGUCGUUGGCUAUAACUCACACAUGGAUUCGGCCAUUCCGGAUACCGUUGUAAAUGUCGUUGAUUCUGGUCCUAUUGAGGAUAGUAAGGAAGAAGAGGAAGAGGAGGAAGAAGAUGACGACGAAGAAGGCGAAGCGGAAUUGGCUCGUACCCUGCACCAACUGACUUUGGACAACGCUCGGUACUUCUCAAGCUACGCAAUAUUCGGAAUACUUGCGCGCCAUUUCAUUUAA